Messenger RNA from Bombina bombina (fire-bellied toad), 1220 nucleotides. RefSeq names its product serine palmitoyltransferase small subunit A (gene SPTSSA). The transcript has 2 exons. The record is from RefSeq and is a predicted model, not a curated record. Bases 91 to 333 code for a protein of 80 amino acids. Gene Ontology annotation, molecular function: serine C-palmitoyltransferase activity. Lineage: Eukaryota; Metazoa; Chordata; Amphibia; Anura; Bombinatoridae. Gene Ontology annotation, biological process: ceramide biosynthetic process. Gene Ontology annotation, cellular component: serine palmitoyltransferase complex.
GUUGCGUCACAUGAUCCAACAAGAGACAGGCGGAGUCGUGUAGGGAGACAGCAGUCGGGCAGUUCUUGCCCCUCACUCUUCAUUACAGCGAUGAAGACUCCCGGUGAGACAGCGAAUGGACCUCAGGGCUCGUUAGGCCGCGCCUGGAAGCACAUGUCGUGGCUGUAUUAUCAGUACCUUUUGGUCACCGCACUCUAUAUGCUGGAGCCCUGGGAGCGCACCGUCUUCAACUCCAUGUUGGUCUCUGUUGUAGGAAUGGCCCUCUACACUGGGUAUAUUUUUAUGCCACAGCACAUUCUGGCUAUCCUCCAUUAUUUUGAAAUUGUUCAAUGACAUCAGACACAGAAGAACCACGAUAGUAGCAAAGGACUUUGUGGGAGUCAAAUAUCUUCCUUAAUGAGCAUUUCUGACACUAGGGCAGUACUUGGCAGCUGCUAUUGUGAUAGCAAACUGAGCACCCUAGGACUGGAUCUAAUGAGCAGCCACUCACCAUCUUCCACGUGACGUGGCUCCCCUGCACUCUUUUACAAAUGUCAACAUUUUGUACAGCAGUAUUUUUUCACAACGUUGAAUAUUUUAAAUAUGGAACUGUAAAUGUCUUUUAGUUAGGUUUAUCUUUGUUUUAACCUUCAGGUAAUAGGUAAUUGUUAGUUUGUAGCUUUUUUCCACUGGAAGUGUGCACUUUUAUUUAAUGACUGAAACAAUAAUCACCUGACAUCUGCUUUGCUAAAACAAUCUUUUUUUUUUUUUUUUUUUCUUUUCCCUUUUUAAAUACAUUUAAAUCAAAUAUAUUGAAAUGAAAACAUUCUUUUGUGAUGUAGCUGGAAUGUUUGAAUAUGGAAUUUGAUAAUUAAAGGGACAGAAUAUAUUUAUAUGCUUGGUAUAUAGCUGCAACUAAACACUACAUACUAAUGUUUUAGAGCUUUAAACUGUAGUGUUUUUUUGCAACAUUUGCAUUGUUUUGCAGUCAAGAGGCAUACCAUUUUAAAAGCCUAAUAUCAUCUGCUAUAAAUGAGCUAAUGUGGGGAUCAAGCAGUGGCUGUGUAAAAAUUUGUGUUAGGCUUAUCAAGCUUGACGUUUGUACCUUUUUGUUUUAACUAAAAUUGUAAAAUUUGCGAGUAUAGAAGUUAAAUGACAGAAGGAGGGUAACAUAAUGAAUAUUUAUAUAUUGUAAUGCAUACUUUACACUUUUUGAAUUCCCCAUAAAAUGCUUAUGUCUA